CCCCACGCGGAGACCGCGAAAACGAGCCCGGCGGCGGGAAGCGGGGCGCUGUGGGCGGGGCCUUGCCGCUGCCCAGCCAAUGGGGAGGGUGGGCACGCGGAGAGCCUGAUCCCGGUUCCGGUUCCGGUUCGGUCCCGGUGCCAGUGACGGUCCCGGUGCCGGCCCGGGUCGCCGCCGCCGCCGCCGCCGCCGCCAUGGAGCCGGCCGAGGCUGAGUUCCUGGCCGAGAAGGAGCUGGUGACGAUCGUGCCCAACUUCAGCCUCGACCGGAUCCACCUCAUCGGGGGAGAUCUGGGUCCUUUCAAUCCUGGCUUGCCGGUGGAAGUGCCUGUCUGGUUGGCCAUUAAUCUGAAGCAGAGGCAGAAGUGUCGGCUGAUUCCUCCGGAAUGGAUGGAUGUUGAAAAGCUGGAGGAAAUCCGGGACCAGGAACGUAAAGAGGACACCUUCACUCCGAUGCCCAGUCCCUAUUAUAUGGAACUCACAAAGCUGCUGUUAAACUACGCCUCAGACAACAUCCCCAAAGCCGAUGAGAUCCGAACGCUGGUGAAGGAUACCUGGGACACCCGGAUAGCCAAGCUGCGGCUGUCUGCGGACAGCUUCGUCAGGCAGCAGGAGGCUCACGCCAAGCUGGAUAACUUAACCUUGAUGGAGAUCAACACGACCGGGACUUUCCUUACUCAAGCCUUAGAUCACAUGUACAAGCUCCGGACUAACCUGCAGCCUGGUGAGAGUGCCCACUCCCAGGAUUUCUGAGGUACUAGCCCGGGCCAGCCCUCAAACCUCCCGGGAGAGGGCAGUGGAAGGGAGCAGGCUCCAUUCUUUGCCCCUGGACCUUCAUCUGGCCAGCCUCCGCCUUCCCACACGGAUCUCCCGAAGCCACCCGAGCCUCCUGUCCCCUCCUCUGCGUGGAACGCCUCCUCGGCUGCAGGCAGGCAGGGCUUCCCCUUCUGCCUGUGCGCAGGCAGGGGAGAGAGCAGGCAGCCUCGUGGCCAGACGGGAAUCACUCCGGAGGCGCCGGUGGCGCAGGAGCCAUCCCUGCACGGCUGCUCCUACGCGCUCCGUCUUUGCAGAGGUGGCCUCUCUCUUGGGUUCAGAGCGAUGUCGGUGCAGGUGGUGGCUUGCCAGCGCCUGGUUGCUGUCUAAUGAUGUCGGGCGGAUCUCUCUGCCCUGGAGAGUGUGGGUGUACUUCAUAGAGGGAACUUCUGAGGGCAGCACAGGCCACACACUGGCUUGAAAGCAAUAAAUUUCUAGGCGGUGCUUCGCCAUGAAUUUUCUCCGAGCCUUGAAAAAAGGGGGAAGAUGUGCCGGCAAUGAGAGGUGUCUGCUACUCUGCUGGGGAGAUCAGCUGGGAAGCAGAUCCAUCUGCUCUUUGGAGAAGGACAAAAGAAAAUGGCUUUCCCUCUCCAGAGCCAGGCUGCCUUGUAAUAUCAUAUGUCUGACUUUUUAUAUAUGACUGUGUAUA
Messenger RNA from Chroicocephalus ridibundus (black-headed gull), 1461 nucleotides. It is a transcript of the gene GINS2, whose product is annotated as GINS complex subunit 2. The record is from RefSeq and is a predicted model, not a curated record. Gene Ontology annotation, cellular component: nucleus; GINS complex. NCBI's taxonomy places the organism in Eukaryota, Metazoa, Chordata, Aves, Charadriiformes, Laridae. The transcript has 5 exons. Gene Ontology annotation, biological process: DNA replication; double-strand break repair via break-induced replication. Bases 195 to 752 code for a protein of 185 amino acids.